This is a messenger RNA of Corylus avellana, 1591 nucleotides long. Its product is annotated as Transducin/WD40 repeat-like superfamily protein. Lineage: Eukaryota; Viridiplantae; Streptophyta; Magnoliopsida; Fagales; Betulaceae. The record is from RefSeq and is a predicted model, not a curated record. Gene Ontology annotation, molecular function: protein binding.
CUUGGUCCAAUUGAACCUCACUAGCCCAGUGUCCACCUCAGCUCCGAGUACCAUUUUAGCGCCUAAAUCUCAAAGACGAACUCCGAGGGACCGAGUCCAACUAAAACGCCGCGCUUUGGUCAUCGCUGUCUGUGACGGAAGCAAUGGGAGAAGAGGAAGAGGAGAAACACCAGUCCAAUUCGCCAUCCGGAGUUGCAGAAAUUACACAAGCUACCCAGGAAGAGCACUCGUCGCCUGUGGUUCGGUUCGAUGUUCCGCCACAUAGAACCUACCACUUCUACCACCAGUUCAGGACCGGCCCCAACCCUAACAACUUUCUAAAAGGCGUCAAAUGGUCACCGGAUGGAUCGUGCUUCCUUACAAGCUCUGAGGACAACACGCUUCGUGUGUUCACAUUACCAGAUUAUGGAAGUGGUGGUGAUGGUAGCACUUGGUCUACAAUUUCUGAUGAAGAUUCCUAUGCUGCUAAUGUUGUUGUGAACGAGGGAGAGUCGGUAUAUGACUUCUGUUGGUAUCCAUACAUGUCUGCUUCAGACCCAGUUAGCUGUGUUUUUGCAAGUACGACUCGGGACCAUCCAAUUCAUCUUUGGGAUGCUACUUCGGGCGAGCUGCGUUGUACAUACCGGGCAUAUGAUGCCAUGGACGAAAUUGCUGCCGCAUUUUCAAUUGCAUUCAAUCCUCAUGGGACGAAGAUAUUUGCUGGAUACAACAAGGCUGUUAGGGUGUUUGACAUACAUCGCCCUGGUAGAGAUUUUGAACAACAUUCAACACUUCAUGGGAAUAAAGAAGGCCUAGCAGGCAUUAUAUCUGCUCUGGCUUUUUGUCCAACUCAUACUGGAUUGCUAGCUAUGGGUUCUUACAGCCAGACCACAGCAAUAUAUAGAGAAGAUAAUAUGGAACUUUUAUAUGUUUUGCAUGGCCAUGAAGGUGGGGUAACACAUAUCCAGUUCUCAAAAGAUGGAAAUUAUUUAUAUACAGGAGGCCGGAAGGACCCUUAUAUAAUGUGCUGGGAUAUACGCAAAGCCGUUGAUGUUGUGUACAAGUUAUAUAGAUCAUCAGAAUGUACUAACCAGCGGAUAUUGUUUGAUAUUGAGCCCUUGGGGCGACAUCUGGGUACAGGUGGUCAGGAUGGUCUUGUUCACAUAUAUGACCUUCAAACAGGGCAUUGGGUGUCAAGUUUUCAUGCUGCAUUGGACACUGUAAGUGGAUUCUCUUUCCAUCCAUUUCUGCCAAUGGCGGCCUCCUCAUCAGGGCACCGAAGAUUUGUACUUCCUGAUGACACCUAUAAGGAUAUUCCUUUGACUUUGAGUGGCAAUGAAAAUUGUGCUUCUGUGUGGAGUUUCUCAAUUGCUACAACGGUGGAGAAUGAUACUGAGAUAAAUGGUGAUGCUUCUAACUGUCCGUCCGAACAUGAAAACCUCCACCACGAUCCCUGAGUAUUUUUGUUGUUUUUGGUGACAGCCUUGUGUAUAAUCAAGUUUCUGUGCUUCAUAUUAGUGUUUCUUACAAUUAUGCUUGGAAAGGCCAUCGUUUGCUUAACUGUUGUACAAUUUUAUUGAAGAUGGCAAGAGAUAUCCGAAUCUAUAUCUGG